Messenger RNA from Aureobasidium vineae, 1710 nucleotides. The record is from the annotation of a GenBank genome assembly. NCBI's taxonomy places the organism in Eukaryota, Fungi, Ascomycota, Dothideomycetes, Dothideales, Saccotheciaceae.
CUGCAAACUCUUGAUAGCCAAACCAUCGAAACGAUCAAAAAGAGGGAGCACACCCUCGCUCUUACGAUCAGACAGAAACUCAAGCAAAACCAACCACUCUCUAAGAGCGAUCGAGCUUAUAUUGAGAGGCGCCCUCGAGGCCAGCACCGAAACUAUGCCAUGAGCAAGACAAAACAUGGUCUCCUAGAUGCAGGCCAAAUCUCAGAGCUUGAUAAAUACAGCCAGAAAGCUCCAAUCAUUAUGUUCAGAUCUUCCACCCUUACUGGUAGAAAACAUACCAACGGCUUUACAACCCCAACUUUGUUUGUGCCAGGCGCACAUCUCGUGAAAGAUUUGGCUUCCAGAAAAGGUAGAGAUGAGACCUCCUGGAUACGAGCAUCCCUAUCCGAUAUCCCACUCCAGGAACUCAGACCUAUGAUACAAGACGAGCUCCUAUCUUGGACAAUGUCUUACCUCUUUGCCACGGUUCACUUAUAUCUACGCCAUCUCAAGGGCCAAGACAUCGAGUGUAUCUCGAUGAUCAACCGCACCCGGGCUGUUCAUCCGGAAAAGUGGCACGUUGAGCAGCUGGAGUCUCAGGAGUACAAGCCCGCCAACUUCUGGUCUGCUAACGACCUCUGUGACUCGGUCGGAGUCUAUCAUGAUCAUGAGUGGGAAUGCCAAAGAGACCUGCCUGGUCUUCAUCCGCGAAAGACCAAUCACGAAUACAUCCCUCAUGGUGUUGUCGAAUAUCCUGAGGACGAUCCCCUACUGCAAGUUUCAUUGGCUGACCUUGUGGCUGCCGGACUAUUCAAGCUCAUCCCUGAACUAAAGGUCUGUUUCUGCUCUAAGGCCGCAGGCCUCUAUACAGUUCUGAGACACAUUCGUACCUCGAACUACAACGACAUUCGCACAACCACAGAAAGCGAGCUAGAGGUUGCACAGAAGAUAGCCUGGUUGCACACACGCUUGCGACCAGGUGAGGAACGAGAGGAGGGCCGACCAAACUUGUGGAUACUCCUCCAUGCACUCAAUUUUCAUAAAAGAGCAGCAGGCGAUCAGUCACUCCAGAAGCUAGUUCGCAAACUUGGCUACACUCAUUUGGAUGAAAAUCUGCAUGAAGGUUUCGGAAUCUUUCCCUCAAACUUGCCAGAGAUGCAUUCGUUGUAUCAUCUAGCAGUAGAUGUACAGGCUGUAGUCGGUGGACAGCCGUUGAACCCUCUCGUGCUGACAAGCACUUACUCGAGAAUCAAACUUCCUGAUGAUCUUCAAGGAAGAGACGAUGCUGAUUACGACAAGCUGUGCGCGCCUAAGUUGAUCGAAGGGAGCACUGACGGCUACAAGAUCCAGCGCAAAUGUGGUCUGACUUGUGACUGCAGUAAUUGGGGUCCAACCUACAAGCGCAAGAGAACGAAUGAGGCCGAGGAGUCUAAUCAGUCUGACGAAGCAGACAAACCUUCCAACAACCAGGCUGAGGCACCAAGUCAUGCGAGACAAGAAAGGCUCGAAGAACCCACUCUUCCGGAAGAGUACGCGGAGGAUGAACCUCAGAUUCGGGGUCUGGAAGAUACUGAACAUGCAGGACCUCUUGGUAAGUCGACAGCAUCUAGGCCAUUGUGGACAGAUCAUGAAGUAAAACAUACGAGUGGCUUACGGUCGCAGAGGCAGUCCAUGCAUGAAGAGCUCAACACCAUGCUUCUCACGUAUAAAUACGUGAGCAACACCGACUAC